Molecule: messenger RNA, 1903 nt
Organism: Porites lobata
Lineage: Eukaryota; Metazoa; Cnidaria; Anthozoa; Scleractinia; Poritidae
Source: the annotation of a GenBank genome assembly
AUGGAUGCAUCUAUGGAAGUAUUAGAGGCACGGAUGUCCAUAGUUGCACAGGCCGGAUCUGGUUGGGCUCUCCAUCAGAACCACGCUCUCAUUCCGGAAAUGGGCACGUAUGAGCCAUUACAGGGAAGCUCCUACAUUGAACUACCGAAAGACAUCCAUGAUACUAAAGCAUUGGUAAACAUUAAGAAUGAUGACCAGCAAUGUUUCAAGUGGUCUAUCUUGGCAGCCUUACAUCCCGCUUCAAACCAUGCCGAACGUCUUACCAACUAUCAAGACUACAAGGAGGAGUUAAAAUUUGACGGAAUUGAAUUUCCUGUCCCCAUUCAUCAGAUAUCUAAGUUAGAGAAACAGAAUCGUGGCAUUAGUAUCACUGUCAUUGGUAUCACGAAUGAUGAGAAGUACAAAAAAUAAGGAAACAAGGGUAAGAAAAAGACUGUACAAGAGUCCACUCUGAUGAGUAUGAGAGUCCCUGAUAAGAAACUGUAAAAUCAUGUUUCUUUGCUGUACUGGAAGAAAGGUGAUAGAGAACAUUAUGCCUGGGUUAAAAACUUUAACCGACUUCUUUCAAGAGUAAACAAACACAAUGAGCAGAGAUACAUUUGUGAUAGAUGUUUCCAAGGCUUCACCCACCCAGAUUUACUGGAGAAACACCAAGAAAUGUACCGUCAUUUCCCAGCCCAGGUAACAAAAACAGUGGACCAGGAAAUAAAGUUCACCAGCUGGGCCAAAACAGAGCCAACUCUGUUCUGUCUCCAUUGGAGAUUUUGAGUGCAUACUCAAGGAAAUAGAGACCACUAAUGACAGUGGAAAAACUAAGAAAACGCAAAAGCACAUCCCCUGUAGUUUUGCUUCGGUUCUGAUUUCUGAACAUCCAGAUGUUGACUCACGCACAAAGCUGUACCGCCACACACCAACCCCAGACAUGUCUGUAGAAGAAGUUGGCGAACGAGCGAUGGAUGAGCUAAUUACAAGCCUUCAAGAGUUAGAAGAAGAGCUGAAACCACUCCUAGCUGAAAUUAAACCAAUGGACUUGACCGAAGAACAGGAAGCUGAGUUUCAAGCAGCUACACAUUGCUAUAUGUGUGAGCAACCCUUCACAGCCGCAUCCUAUGAAACGGGACCAGCUGAUGGCACUCCAGAAGAGGCAGAAAAGAAAUUAAGGGUUCGAAAAGUACGCGAUCACAAUCAUGCUACUGGAGAGUACAGAGGGGCUGCCCACGCUGGUUGUAACAUAAACAAGAAACGACUCAAACGUAUACCACUUUUCUUUCAGAAUCUAUAAGGGUAUGACGGCCAUUUAAUAAUGCGUGGAAUCCGCCGUCACUCUGGUAAGAAAGCUAACAAGAAGAACAAGGCAGAGAACCGAUAUAAGAACAUUCGGCUUAUCCCGAACAACAUGGAACGGUAUGUGUCAUUCCAGUUGGGGAACCUGAGGUUCCUGCAUUCGAUCCAAUUCUUUGGCCCAGGUUCAAGUCUAGAUACCUUAGCAAGUACCUUGAAUGAUUUCCCCAUCCUAGAAGAAAUGUUUACCCAAGUCUGGGACGUUACACCCGAAGAGUUGGAGUUGCUAUGUAAGAAAGGGGUAUACCCUUAUUCUUACAUGGAUAACUCCUACAAAUUCAAUGAAACAAGUCUGCCUCCAAAAGAAGACUAUGAUAAUGAACUGACGAAAGAAGACAUCUCCCAAGAAAAGUACGAGUUUGCUCAGACAGUAUGGAGUACAAUGGGCUGUGAAACGUUGGGGGACUAUCACGAUAUCUAUCUUUAUCAGGAUAUAUUCCUCUUAGCUGAUGUCUUCGAACAGUUCAGAGAUGUUUGCCUGAAAAAAUAUGAUUUGGAUCCUGCUCACUACCACACAGUACCAGGAUUGGUAUGGGAUGCUUCUCUAAGAUUACCGGUGUGA